AUGACUAAUCCUGAUCCAAAUGCUAGUACAUCUCAGACUUUGAUAAGUAAGUUAGAUGUUGGAGAUCCAUUGUAUCUUCAUCCUAAUGAUUCUAGUGCUUUGACUAGUGUUAGUGUUAAGUUAAAGGGUACUGAAAAUUAUUCUGUAUGGUCUACUUCUAUGAAAUUGGCUUUAGAAGCCAAGAAUAAAUUUGGUUUUGUUAAUGGAAAAUGUGAAAGGUCCACUGAGGAUCAAGUGCUUGCUAGUCAGUGGGAUAGGUGUAACUUUGUGGUGUUAACUUGGCUUUUGAAUUCUGUAUCUGAAGAAUUGUUUUUAGGUCAAGUUUUUUCUACACUUGCUUCAGAGGUUUGGGAGGAUUUAAAAGAAACCUAUGACAAGAUAGAUGGUUCUGUGGUUUAUGAUUUAUAUAAAAAAAUAAAUUGUAUCUCUCAAAAUGGUUCAACUGUGGCUGACUAUUAUAAUAGACUAACCACUAUGUGGAAACAGUUUCAUGCUAUGCUCAAACUGUCCACAUGUUCUUGUAAGCCAGCUAGAGACUAUAAUGAUUUUUCAAUGUUAAUCAAGUUAAUGCAGUUUUUUAUGGGAUUAGGUGAUGUUUAUCAACCAGUAAGAACAAAUAUGUUAACCAGAGAAGUAUUUCCAUCUGUCAAGGUUGCUUUUUCUGUGGUUUCUAGGGAGGAAUCACAUAGGAUGUCUAGUAGUGGGUCAAAAGGUCAGAAUGUAUCUUUUGUGUCUAAGUCAAAUCAGUCUUUUGAGUCUAAAAAGAAAGCACCUAAUCAAAGAGGACCUAAUCCUAGUUUAAAAUGUACACAGUACAAUAUGAUAGGUCACACUGUUGAUAGAUGUUUUGAGUUAAUUGGUUAUCCUCCAAAUUUUAAAAGAAGAUCUAAUACUAUAUCUGGUAAAACUACAUUAACUGGUAAGUCAAAUGCUACUGUUGGGUCUUCUGCUAGUACGUCUACUUCUGGUUUGCCUUUUACAUCUGAGCAGAUAGCAAAGUUGUUAAGUUUAGUUGGUGAAAAAUCUGCUAAUGUGUCUACUUCUGAUGUGGAAUCAACAAGUGUAGGAGGUGAGUCCUAUACUGUUAAUAAUUGUGUUAGUUGUUCUAGUUCUAUGUUCUUUGGAGGUGUUUUUAGUUGGAUUGUUGACUCUGGGGCAAGUCAAUACAUGGUGAAUAGUGAUAAAGACAUGUUUAAUAUAGUUGAUGUUUCUGAAUUUGAUCUUAAAGAUUCCAAAUCAAGGAAAAUCCUAGUGACUGGUAGUCAAGAUAGUGGUCUAUAUUUUGUAGGUAAAGAUGGUAAUUCUGUGAAUGUUUGCUAUAAUAGCUUUGUUAAAUCUAGUUUGUGGCAUAGCAAAUUAGGUCAUCCAUCUGAUCAAGUUCUAACUGUGUUAAAAGAGAGUUUUGAUGUUAAAAGUAUUGAACAUGGACCUUGUGAUGUUUGCCAUAGGGCUAAACAAGUUAGGGUUCCUUUUCCUCUAAGUGAGCAUAAAACAAAAGCUGUAGGAGAGCUAAUUUAUCUAGAUUUAUGGGGUCCAUACAAAUUUGAGAAAAAGAUAAAAAUUAUUAGAAGUGAUAAUGGAACCGACUUUGUAAAUAAUCAAAUGGGUCUGUUUUGUAAAAACAAAGUUCCAACAGUUCCCGAUGAUGAAGAGGGUACAAUUGGUGCUCAAGAUCACUACAGUAAUGAUCAGCAGCCAGUGUCACCCACUACAUCUGCCACUGCCCAAAAUGUUGAGAAUGAUCAACCUGAAAGUGGGCAGUUAGGUAGUAGUAACUCGGGUAACAAUGGCGGGGCAGAGGUCACUGUAGGAUCACAUGAUGAGACCAACCUAUCUGAGGGAUAG
Helianthus annuus (common sunflower) is the source of this 1845-nucleotide messenger RNA. RefSeq lists its product as uncharacterized. The transcript is spliced from 4 exons. The record is from RefSeq and is a predicted model, not a curated record. The coding region runs from base 1 to 1845 and encodes 614 amino acids. Lineage: Eukaryota; Viridiplantae; Streptophyta; Magnoliopsida; Asterales; Asteraceae.